UCAUUUUUUUGUUUCGACUGCCAAUACCGUAGCCAACCAGCAAUACUGGUACAUGGCGGGGUCGGAGGAAAUGCCAAUACCUUGUACAUGUAAUAAAAGCAUCUUGUUCUCGCUAGCUAGCUAGUAGCCACUUCUGCACACCGUACCGGUAUCUAUCAUCUCCCUUGAUACAGCGAAGAAGCAACACGGACUUUCUUGCUUGAGUUAAACAGGUUCGGCUCUUGGCUCUUGUUGUCAACUGCUACAACGCGGGUUUACUCUACCUCCAUUUUUUAUUUUCCAACUGAUCCGACCACCACUACUCUCUCUUUUACAAUACACACAAACGAUCCUUUCAAUCAAUCAGACGAACGAACGAUCCAUCCAUCCAUCAAUCCAACCAUGUCUGCUGAGACAUUCCUCCCUCACGUCCAUUCAUUGGGCUUUACUGCUGGUCAAGCAGCCCGUCAUUUUUUAAAGACUUGGGUAAUCAAAGGACAACAACAACCAGACGACACCAUGUGGUCCAGCAUCCAGGAAACAGCUCCUUCCUUGUGGUCGGCAAUGGUCAACUUUCCCCUAUUGUACAGUACAUGGUGGUGGGAUUUGCUCAAGCACGACCCGGUCCAUGUCUUGGUGGAAACUACUCUGCUGAUUUCGGUGAUUUACAUGUUCAUGAGCCGAUCCAAAGACUGGAAGCAAACCAAGAAGGAUCAACUCACCAAGAGAGAAGAAGAAGAUCUCAUCAAGGAGUGGCGUGAAAAUGGCCGUGCUCCCUUGGUACCCACAGCUGGGGCCGGUGGUGUCCCUGCCACUGCCAAGGAUGUCCCUUCCUUUGUCGUCCACAAAGUGGAAGGCACCACGAUGCAGGUCUCCAUGGACAAUGACCCUACCAUCCACAAUGUUAUCAACUUUGGUACCUUUGACUUUUUGGGAAUGUCGGCAGAAUUCACGGCUCCCGAAAGCAGCAUUAUGGGCAGCACCACCGCUAGCACUGGCAGUUCGACGGCAAUGACAACAUCCUCGGAAGAAGGAUACAAUAACGACAACUAUGAAGGAGUCGAAGAGAAAAAGGAUGAAGAGGCUGCAGAACUCAAUAAUAAUGAACAGCAGUACGGGAACCCCAAUGAACCAGUCGACAACAGCAAACCUUCAAACAAGAAUGGCAAGCGCAAGAAGAUGAAAAAGAAAAAUGUUGCUUCCAAGGUCACCGUUGUGGAAGAAAAGUUGAUCAGUAGUAACCCCAUGAAACAAGCAUCCGUUGAAGCCCUGGAACGAUACGGAGUUGGUGCCUGUGGUCCUCGUGGAUUCUAUGGAACCAUUGAUCCCCAUCUCAAGUUGGAAGAAGAGAUUACCGAGUUCAUGGGAUCAGAGGGAGCCAUUUUGUAUUCCGAUGGUGCUUCUACUGUUAGCAGUACUGUUGCUGCAUUUUGCAAGCGCGGAGAUUUGUUGGUGGUUGAUGAAGGAGUGCGUGAACCUCUCAUUGCUGGUGUCAAAUUGAGUCGAGCCUAUGUUAAAUGGUUCAAACACAAUGAUAUGGAUGACUUGCGCCGGGUCCUAGAGGGAGUGGCAGAGAACGACAAGCAGCUGGGACGUGCUCCCAACGCGCAACGCCGGUUUAUCAUUUGCGAGGGCCUCUACAAAAACACUGGACAGAUUGCAGCACUCGACAAAAUUGUUCCCAUGAAACAUGAAUUCCACUACAGAUUGAUUCUCGAUGAGUCUUUCUCCUUUGGAACACUUGGAGCCACUGGCAAAGGAGCUCUUGAGCUCUUCAACAAGAAGCUGAUGCAUGAUGCUGAAGUGGUCACUAUUGCACUUGAAAACUCACUAGGCAGCAUUGGAGGUGUUACCAUUGGUAAUGAAGAGAUUGUGGAUCACCAAAGGCUCAGUGGUUCUGGUUAUUGCUUCAGUGCGUCGUCCCCACCUUUUACAGCAAGUGCAGCAAUUGCUGCUUUGAACGAACUGAAGAAUCGUCCUCAUGAGCUCAUGACAAAGUUGAACGACAAUAAGCAAUACAUGUAUGACAAAUUGCAAACUUUCUGUGAGCUCCAAGAGGAUUUGCUUCUCAUUGCCAGCGACAUCAGGUCCCCCAUUGUGUUUCUCGUCUUGGCAGAAUGUGCGGAAACAGAGGAUAUUGAUGAGACGGUGUUCCUGUCCGAAGUUGUUCGAGAAUGCCUUCGACGAGGUGUUGGAAUGGUGUCCGCUGGCCAACACAAUACUCGUGCUGGAGUGCAGUUGUUGCGUGCAGAGCCACAACCUUCCAUUCGUUUGAAUGUCUCUGCUGCUCACACAAAGGCUGACAUUGAUGUUGCCAUCAAUGUUUUGUCUGAGUCUCUUAAUGUGGUCAUGCACCGCUAUGUUGAAGGGGAAAUAUAAUGUGGCAGUUGGGAAGGCAAGGCAAAGCAAAGCAGUAUAUUGUGGAAGUAGAAGUGAUCAGAAAGGUUGCGAUGCAGUGGUGGUAUUUGUUCUCGGUGUUGGCAUGUUGUAGUUCUUUUAACAUCUCAAGGGAACCAAAUGAUUUGUAUCAGCCUCCUAGCUACCUCGCCGUAGUUCCUCUCGGCAGGAUUCGAUUCAGGUGGCCAGAAUGGACCAGUGGCCCAUAGACCGUACGACUCUCAGCCAGCACACAAAGGAUACGGUAUCGACCACCCGCGACACUACAGAAUUCAUCAUGAACUGUAGCUAGUGCUUCCUCCACGGCUCUGCUCUUCGCUCCGCUCUACCUUACCUGCAGCAAGAGCUCGUCUUGGCGUAGCAAUCGAAGGCGUCCUACUAGCCAAACGUCACAUCAUCGGCCAGGCCAAGGCAUGCACUGGGCACGGACCUUUUCCAUCACAUGACUGGCUUUCCUGAUGCUGUUUGCUUCUUCUUCUUCAAGGAACCCAGCACCACCGCUCAGCAGAGGACAGGCUACCCCGAACUGAGCCACAGGAUGGGCUGGGAUGUAUACGAAAUUUUCACCUCUUCUUCAAAGAGACUGACAACUUCAUCGACGACAGCGUCGCUGGUUCUUCAUCUUCAGAUAAACCUCUGCUGGUGGAGAAUAUUUAGCGGGGGUCGCCUUGGCCAGUUUGCUUCUGCAUUUACUCAAACGAUUGGCACGCAAGCAAGAACAGCACACCUCAAAACAUCACCACUUGCCGACCCUGGUAAGCCCUGCAGUUGCAAGGGGGGACUUGACGAAAAGAUAGCAGUAGCAGCCAACCGAACUCAAUCCAACCACAAUGACAGCUUCAUGGCCUUUCAACUUUCACUGCAAAACAGAUGAAAGCAAAAUAACUAAGACCUGUCCUAACACGCGGACGUAGAUAUUCUGAACUGGUACACGAGAGACGACCCCCUCCUCUUCCUCCCUUUCGCCCUGCCCCGACGAGAGAUGUGAAGCUCACUGGGUGCCGGUACCGGAAAUGAGAAAGGGUAGAUCUCGAUUGAUUCAAGAACAGCACAUCAUGGGAACGGUGG
This is a messenger RNA of Seminavis robusta, 3444 nucleotides long. The record is from the annotation of a GenBank genome assembly. NCBI's taxonomy places the organism in Eukaryota, Bacillariophyta, Bacillariophyceae, Naviculales, Naviculaceae.